AUGGGCUACACCAGACACAAUCACCCCCCCCCCCCCAGCAACAAGUUCAGAAUUGUUGGCAGUCCUAUCCACAUCCCUGCUUAUGACAAAAAGAUCAUGACUAACCUCACUGUCAUUGACUCUGACACCAACCAGCUCAUCCUGCAGAGGUUCAAGCCCAUGAGCUACAAGAAGCAGACUGCAGCCAACAAGUCAGCUCCCAAGGGUCUGGAACUCUUCAUGAAAGCCCUGCAAAAGCAUGACCAGAUGAAAUCCAGGGGAAACAUCCACUUGGGCCUAUGGGCUGAAAGGGGCAAUGUCAAGAUCAACUUCACCACCCACACUAGCAAAAAUGAAUUUGGUGUAAAGCUCCUGGAAUGGGCUCAGGACCACUCCAAUGAACACCUCAACCAUCUUGUGCCACUUCUGCAUCCUCAGUGGCAGCACAACCUCAAGAACAGACCCAAAACAAAGCUCCUGCCUAAUUACUGGACCUCCUGCUCCUUCUUCAACACAUUCACUGGUGAGAUCCACAACAAUACUGGUGACUCUGUGCCCUCCUUCCUUUUCAACUUUGGCAUCAGCACUAUGGUCAGAAUCAUCCCCUAUGGCAUUGAUGUUCAGGUGGAUCACUUGGUUGUUUUGGUUUUAAACACUAGCUUCGAUCACAUGACUUGGGAUGCAGAGGUGGAUGCAGAGGGGAUUGGAGUGAGAUGGGCCUUCUCGGCCUUCAUCAGGAAGGUGAUUGAUGAGCAGAGAGCUAGCCCUAGUGCACUGUCCGGCGCCAAAGGGGAGCGCAAGGAGGGAGGCCAUGGUGAAGUUGACACCAUGGCACCAAGAUAUAUAUACACCCCUCCAUCAUAG
Ustilago hordei is the source of this 843-nucleotide messenger RNA. RefSeq lists its product as uncharacterized. Bases 1 to 843 code for a protein of 280 amino acids. NCBI's taxonomy places the organism in Eukaryota, Fungi, Basidiomycota, Ustilaginomycetes, Ustilaginales, Ustilaginaceae. The record is from RefSeq and is a predicted model, not a curated record. The transcript is spliced from 2 exons.